This is a messenger RNA of Paramecium octaurelia, 266 nucleotides long. The record is from the annotation of a GenBank genome assembly. NCBI's taxonomy places the organism in Eukaryota, Ciliophora, Oligohymenophorea, Peniculida, Parameciidae.
AUGGACACACCUCCAUAAAAUAAUUAUAAACAUAAUGUUGAUGAUAAUUUCAGACAUGAUCUAUGCUAAAGAAUCCAAACAAAAACUGGAAGUAAAUACUUGAUAUAUUAUUAGAAAUGCCUCAAAAUCAGAAUUAAUAGGCAAAGUAAUUUUCAGAAAAGGAUCAACUCUAAAAGAUAUAGAAUGAAUUGAGGGCACAAUUAAAGUUCAUUGAUGAAACUAAUUGGAUGUUUGAGGGAUUGAACAACGCAAAUGAUAAUUUUUGA